AUGGGGAAGGGUAAAGCGAAGGUUGUCCCUCAGGAGAGGAGGGACUUCAGGUCGGAACGGUUUAACAACAGUAACAGGCCGAGAAGGGACUAUGUAGAGCAGUCCGGAUCUACUGGGGCUCAGGCAGUCCAUGCUGUGUUCCGAGAACCUCCUCACAAAAUCCUAGAGAAGGUGAAGUAUGAGCCUUUCUUUCAGUGGCCAAACAAGAUGUCCGGCGACCCUUCGAAGCGUAAUCAGAACCUGUAUUGCGCAUACCAUCAGGAGCCCGGUCACACUACUGAUGAUUGCAGGAACCUGAAGAAUUAUUUAGACCGGCUCGUCCGAGAAGGGAAGCUGAAACAUCUGUUGCAUCACUCUGAAGGAUGGCAAGAACCAUCAAACAACGAAACCAGACAAAGUGCGUUGAGGCCGCCCAUUGGCACAAUUAACGUCAUUCUCGCCGCACCUGGAAGGACAGGCCCUGUCCCCUUCAGGGUAAUGUCAGUGAGCAAUCUCCCGACUAAGCCAGAUGAAAGGGAACCCAAGAGGGUUAGAGUGGGCGCCACGCCAUUGAUUGGGUUCACGGACGAAGACAAACAAGGGACUAUCCAACCCCAUGACGAUGCCUUGGUCGUGACGCUCAGGAUAGGAGGUUAUGAAUUCAAAAGGGUGUUAGUUGAUCAGGGCAGUGCAGUGGAGAUAAUGUACCCUGAUUUGUAUAAGGGAAUGAACUUGAAGCAGGCAGACCUGUUACCAUACGAUUCCCCCCUGCUUAGCUUUGAAGGAAAAGUAGUCAUCCCGAAAGGCAUGAUUAGGUUGCCUGUGCAGACAGACUCGGAGGUGGUAGAAGUAAACUUCAUUGUCGUAGAUGCCUACUCCCCUUACACAGCCAUCGUGGCCCGGCCAUGGCUUCAUACUCUAGGGGAUGUGUCGUCGACCUUGCACCAAAGGGUGAAAUAUCCGUCAGGAGGUCAGAUCAAAGAGAUAAUAGGGGACCAGGGAGUUGCUAGGCAAUGCAUGGUGUCGGCAAUCUUGCGGCAGCAAAAUCGCAUAACUUCCCCGCUGACCGAGAGUGGCUUAUAG
Quercus lobata is the source of this 1062-nucleotide messenger RNA. RefSeq lists its product as uncharacterized. The transcript has a single exon. Bases 1 to 1062 code for a protein of 353 amino acids. Lineage: Eukaryota; Viridiplantae; Streptophyta; Magnoliopsida; Fagales; Fagaceae. The record is from RefSeq and is a predicted model, not a curated record.